AUGUCUACAGCCUCCGCCGCCUCCUCCUCCUCUUCGUCUUCGGCCGGUGAGAUGAUCGAAACCCCCUUCCAGGUCCUCAACUUUGAAGAGAUCGACUACAAGGAAAUCGAGGUGGAAGAGGUUGUUGGAAGAGGAGCCUUUGGAGUAGUCUGCAAAGCCAAAUGGAGAGCAAAAGAUGUUGCUAUUAAACAAAUAGAAAGUGAAUCUGAGAGGAAAGCCUUUAUUGUAGAGCUUCGGCAGUUAUCCCGCGUGAACCAUCCUAAUAUUGUAAAGCUAUAUGGAGCUUGCUUGAAUCCAGUGUGUCUUGUGAUGGAAUAUGCUGAAGGAGGCUCUUUAUAUAAUGUGCUGCAUGGUGCUGAACCAUUGCCAUAUUACACUGCUGCCCAUGCAAUGAGUUGGUGUUUACAGUGUUCCCAAGGAGUAGCUUAUCUUCACAGCAUGCAGCCCAAAGCUUUAAUUCACAGGGACCUGAAACCACCAAACUUGCUGUUGGUUGCAGGGGGGACAGUUCUAAAAAUCUGUGAUUUUGGUACAGCCUGUGACAUUCAGACUCACAUGACCAAUAACAAAGGGAGUGCUGCUUGGAUGGCACCUGAAGUUUUUGAAGGUAGCAAUUACAGUGAAAAAUGUGACGUCUUCAGCUGGGGCAUUAUCCUUUGGGAAGUGAUAACACGUCGGAAACCUUUUGAUGAGAUUGGUGGUCCAGCAUUCCGUAUCAUGUGGGCUGUUCACAAUGGUACUCGGCCACCACUGAUCAAAAAUUUACCUAAGCCCAUUGAGAGCCUGAUGACUCGUUGUUGGUCUAAAGAUCCUUCUCAGCGCCCUUCUAUGGAGGAAAUUGUGAAAAUAAUGACUCACUUGAUGCGGUACUUUCCAGGAGCAGAUGAGCCAUUACAAUAUCCUUGUCAGUAUUCAGAUGAAGGACAGAGCAACUCUGCCACCAGUACAGGCUCAUUCAUGGACAUCACUUCUACAAAUACCAGUAAUAAAAGUGACACUAAUAUGGAGCAAGUUCCUGCCACAAAUGACACUAUUAAACGCUUAGAAUCAAAAUUGUUGAAAAAUCAGGCAAAGCAACAGAAUGAAUCUGGACGUUUGAGCUUGGGUACCUCCCGUGGGAGCAGCAUGGAGAGCUUGCCCCCAACCUCUGAGGGCAAGAGGAUGAGUGCUGACAUGUCUGAAAUAGAAGCAAGGAUAGCUGCAACCACAGCCUAUUCCAAGCCUAAAAGGGGCCACCGUAAAACCGCUUCAUUUGGCAACAUUCUGGAUGUCCCUGAGAUCGUCAUAUCAGGCAACGGGCAACCAAGACGGAGGUCCAUCCAAGACUUGACUGUUACUGGAACAGAACCUGGUCAGGUGAGCAGUAGGUCAUCCAGUCCUAGCAUCAGAAUGAUCACUACCUCAGGACCAACCUCAGAAAAGCCAACUCGAAGUCAUCCAUGGACCCCUGAUGAUUCCACAGAUACCAAUGGAUCAGAUAACUCUAUCCCAAUGGCUUAUCUCACACUGGAUCACCAAUUACAGCCUCUAGCACCAUGUCCAAACUCCAAAGAAUCUAUGGCAGUGUUUGAACAGCAUUGUAAGAUGGCACAAGAAUAUAUGAAAGUUCAAACAGAAAUUGCAUUAUUAUUGCAGAGAAAGCAAGAACUAGUUGCAGAACUGGACCAGGAUGAAAAGGACCAGCAAAAUACAUCUCGUCUGGUACAGGAACAUAAAAAGCUUUUAGACGAAAACAAAAGCCUUUCUACUUAUUACCAGCAAUGCAAAAAACAACUAGAAGUCAUCAGAAGUCAGCAACAAAAACGACAAGGCACUUCAUGAUUCUCUGGACCUUUAAAUUUUAACAUAUGCAAAGAAAGACUUUUUUUUUAAAGGAAAGAAAAACCCUUAUAAUGACAAUUCAUGAGUGUUAGCUUUUUGGCGUGUUCUGAAUGCCAACUGCCUAUAUUUGCUACAUUUGUUUCAUCAAUAUUUGCCUGUUCUCAUGGUGGAUAUGCAGUUAAACUGUCUCUUUGCAUAAUAUUAGGGCAUCUGAGACUUGAAUAAGCGGCCGUCUCAACUUCAAAACAGAUGCCAUGAAUUGUGGCUGUAUGUGCAUGCUCAUUGUGUGAAGUCUAGGCUAAUGAAAACGGGGUAUCCAGCUGCUAUGUGCAACAUUGUCUUUUUUUUUUUUUUUUCCAUAUUAGAGGUGGAACCUCAAGAAUUAUUUUAUUCUUGUAUGUCAUCUCAAAAAAUUAAUAAUUUUAUUCCAAAAGAUGGUAUAUACCAAGGAAAGACAGGGUAUUAUAAUUCUAGAAUAAUUGGUGGUACAUCACAGAAAUAUAGAACCCUUAGGGAUCGUUCCAUGAGGGUCUUGGAUCAGUACUGAACUCAGUUCCAUCCAUAAAAUAUUUAAAGGUAAGUGGCGGCUGCCAUAUUUAAGAAAGGAAUUUUACCUGGUUUCACUAGACUAAAAUUUGAUUAUGGUACAUUGAACAAAGUGGAACUUUUUUUAAGGAGCAAAGAUUUUUAAUUCUGUGAUUGUGUGUUGAAACAGUAAAGCUUUUUUGAUGUUAAUAUUAAUCUCUUAAGUGAAAUUAAAAGGCAAAUGAACCAUGAUCCAGCUUAAAUGAUCAUUAUUUCCUGUAAUUAUUAUUGGACUGUUUUACUGUAUAUUUGAAAAACUGAAGAGAAAUAAUGGAAAAUGGAAGUUACUGCUCCAGCUAAAAGGCUUGAGCUUAGAUUUUUUUUUCAUAAUAUCAAAUGAGGAAUAAAACUGGCAAAUCAGGGAACCAGCUAGUAAGGAAGUUAAAGAAGUAAAUAUAAAUUCAUCAAGUAUCCUACUUAUCCUAGAUAUCUGAAUAAUUGAUUUUCCUUGUAAUCCCAUCCUAGAAUGCCUGCUGCCUUUCAACACUUUUAAGAGAACAUAUCAACAGUUAUAAAGAGAAAUUUUAUAUUGUAACAAGUAUCUUUGCUACCAGCUCGAAAAUAACUUAAAAGUAAUAAAACUUCAUUGAAAUAAUAGACCUUAUAAGCUCUGUUUGUUUUCAGUUGAUAUUAAAAUAAAUUACAUUUUGAUAUCAGUACAAGGUGUCCUUUAAACAGGGAUGUCACAACCUUGUUUUUAAUAGCAUUAAUGUUUUAUGAAGGGAAAAUAAAAAGUGAAAGCAUAAUUGAUGUGAGAGUUAGAAUUAUAUCAUGAUUGUGUUAUAGUUUUGCUCUAUUUCAGAUAAGCAGGUUGAUCUAAAAAGUAAUCAAAACUUUCUUAAAAAUGCUUCAGCAGGUGAAUUUUUCUUCCAUUAUUUUUUCCUCCUCCCACUGAGUUUUAUAACGUAUUCUUUGUGUAUACAAGCAAUAAAGGUAAAGGAUAGUUUGUAUUAAACUGUGUCAUUUUUAGAUUCUUUAAAAUAUAUUCUUAGAAAGCUUCUGGGAACUAAUUGUCUUCCAUCAUUUUGUUUAAAGAAAAGGAGGUUUAUAAUUCCCAAAUAAUUUCAUUACCUAGUUGAACUGAUAAUGGGCCCAACAUAUUAAUAGUAAAAUAAAUUUGGCACAGAAAAAAAGUAUGGACUUAAGAACAAGCAUAACACAUGCAGAGUAUUGCUUCUUGCAUGUACAUUGCACUCUACCAGAAGGGACUUAGUCAAUGUUUAGAGGCUUUUCUAAUACCUCAGCACGUGAGAUAUCCAAUCAUGGGUGCCAGGGCUUGACAUUCUCAUUAGGAUUCAGCAUUAUAGAUUUCAGAUUUUUUUCUAGUCAUCAAUGUAUUUAUGCUGUAUCAUAACAUACUUAAAGGGAAAUUUUAUUACUAUUUUUAUUACAUACAGUCACUUCAUAAAUAUAGCUGAAUAGGUAAAUGGAAGAAAUAGUAGUUUUAAGUCGUAAUACCAUAUGCAAAAAGGCUGUUGAGCAGUUGCUUGUUUGUUUACAAUAAAUUCUUUGGGAUUUUCCGUACUGUACUUGUCCUGGACAUUGGAUGUAGUUCAGCCUUCUUUUGUUUUUAAGUAGUUACAUUGCCAAUCUCAUAAUUUUUAAAUCCUGAUUCUCCUUGGUGAUGGGAGAAAAUUAUACCAGGGAUAAUUGAAAUAUUCACAGCCAAUUUCAUCAGUGUGCUCACCUAUCAAACCUUUAAAUAAAGAUGGUAACAAGGAGCCAAACCAUUUAUUAAUUCUAGUUAUUCAAUUUACUCUAAACCUCUUGGAGGAGAAAUAGCAACAGGCAAGAAAGUGGCAAAAGGGCCCAAAUCGAAGAAAUUGACAAUCCCUGAACAAAAUAUAUUUUAUUCUUGUCUCCAGGGAAAGAGAACAAAACUUUUUCCUAAUCUAGGGAAAAAUACUCCCCAGCAGUAAAAACAGAUUUUUGGAGUCAAAUAAAAAACAGUGAAGUAUACUUACCUUAUUGCAAUACAGCAUAUUGAAGAGUUUGUUUAAAGUUGUUUACAAAUGUCUGACUAUUUUGCUGAGAUAGUUUAGAGUAUCGAAUAGCUUUCAUGUUCCUGGUUUCAACCUUCUGCCUGUAGCAAGAGAUCCCAGGCCUUCACUCUUCACCUGCAUUUUGUUUCUUUCUGUACAUGUGUGUGGUUUUCAGCUGUCAACCUCUUUCUUCACUUCAAAUGUAGUAGGUUCUAUUUCUCCUAUGGUGUUCAGAACAUUUAAUGUAAGAUGAAAUAAUGCUGAAUUUCUUACACAAACUGUGUACUUGAAGGAAGCUUUUUAGAUUUAUUUUGUUUUUAAUAAAACUCAGAUUGUAAUUCAAAUUUU
Choloepus didactylus (southern two-toed sloth) is the source of this 4736-nucleotide messenger RNA. RefSeq names its product mitogen-activated protein kinase kinase kinase 7 (gene MAP3K7). The record is from RefSeq and is a predicted model, not a curated record. Gene Ontology annotation, biological process: protein phosphorylation; JNK cascade; positive regulation of canonical NF-kappaB signal transduction. Lineage: Eukaryota; Metazoa; Chordata; Mammalia; Pilosa; Megalonychidae. Bases 1 to 1821 code for a protein of 606 amino acids. The transcript is spliced from 17 exons. Gene Ontology annotation, molecular function: MAP kinase kinase kinase activity; magnesium ion binding; ATP binding.